CAAUCACAGCGCUUCGUUAGGACAGCGCUGUAAAAGAGCUGUGGGCCAAUCACAGCGCUCCGUUAGGACAGCGCUGUACGAGCUGUAGCCAAUCACAUCGCUGUAAAAGAGCUGUGGGCCAAUCACAGCGCUCCGUGGAGACAGCGCUGUAAGAGCUGUAGCCAAUCACAGCGCUGUAAGAGCUGUAGCCAAUCACAGCGCUUCGUUAGGACAGCGCUGUAAGAGCUGUGGGCCAAUCAGUAGCCUAGCUUUAAGCUGUCAAUCAAACCACCGCGUUCUGACGAGUGGGCGGGACUUUUCGCUCGGCUGUAGUUCCGUCAUCUCGCUCUCGUCUCCGAGGCUACCAGAGGGGCCGAUGUUGAUCUGGUGUUGAUCCAACUCCCGCUAGAAGAGGAUCCAUUAUUAACAGCUGGGUUCGGUAACGGAGAAGUGGCAGGGCUUUUUGAUUGAGAAUAUUGCAUCCCCGCAGUGUUUUUUGGGGGGGUGGCUGUGGGGGAGAGGUGGGGAGCCUGGGGGGGGGCCUCGCUCGGAGGGGGGACAGGAGAAGACUGGAUCCUCCGUUGUCAGGGCCAACUGUCGGCCUGGCGGUCCAGCAGUGAAGAGCCCCAAAGCGACCGACACACCACCGCACCGCGAUAGCUCCACCGUGGAUCUAAACUCGAUAACCCGGUGGUUGAUGACCGUCUCCUGCCGUCAUCAGCAGCAGCUAUUAAAGAUCAAGACCUCGGGAGUUAACUAGCUGUUACAGCUGGAUUUAAGGAUAAAUACCCGUUGAUAACCUCUCCUAAUCGAGCUAUACCGGCUUGAUAAAGGGCUGUAGGAGGCGGCCACACCGCCACGGAUCACCCGCUGACGGGUUGUCAUCAUGGGCAACGCGCCCACGGCCAGGAAGGGCAGCGAGAUGGAAAGCGUCAAGGAAUUCCUUGCUAAAGCCAAAGAGGACUUUCUAAAGAAGUGGGAGAACCCUGCACAGAACACUGCUGGCCUGGAGCAGUUUGAGAGGUUGAAAACCCUGGGCACGGGCUCAUUUGGCCGUGUGAUGCUGGUGAAGCACAAAGAAACGGGACAGCAUUAUGCCAUGAAGAUCCUCAACAAGCAGAAGGUGGUGAAGCUCAAGCAAAUAGAGCACACUCUGAAUGAGAAGAGGAUUCUUCAGGCUGUCAGCUUUCCUUUUCUGGUGCGGUUAGAGUACUCGUUCAAGGACAACACUAACCUCUACAUGGUGAUGGAGUAUGUACCAGGUGGAGAGAUGUUCUCCCAUCUACGGAGAAUUGGCAGAUUUAGUGAGCCUCACGCUCGGUUCUACGCUGCUCAGAUCGUUCUAACCUUUGAGUAUCUUCACGCUUUGGACCUGAUCUACAGAGACCUGAAACCUGAAAACCUGCUCAUAGACCAACAGGGCUACAUACAGGUGACAGAUUUUGGCUUUGCCAAACGUGUAAAGGGCCGGACCUGGACACUGUGUGGCACCCCAGAAUAUCUGGCCCCAGAGAUUAUUCUCAGCAAGGGGUAUAACAAGGCAGUAGACUGGUGGGCACUUGGCGUACUCGUCUAUGAGAUGGCAGCAGGGUACCCGCCUUUCUUUGCUGACCAGCCCAUUCAGAUCUAUGAAAAGAUCGUAUCAGGGAAGGUGCGUUUUCCAUCUCACUUCAGUUCAGACCUGAAGGACCUCCUGAGGAACCUGUUACAGGUGGAUCUAACAAAACGUUACGGGAACCUCAAGAACGGGGUCAACGACAUCAAGGGACACAAAUGGUUUGCAACCACUGACUGGAUUGCCAUCUACCAGAAAAAGGUGGAAGCUCCCUUCGUCCCCAAGUUCAAAGGACCAGGCGACACCAGCAACUUUGACGACUACGAGGAGGAGGAGAUCCGCGUCUCCUUCACGGAGAAAUGUGCCAAGGAGUUUGCGGAGUUCUAGAUUUAGAGAGCGAGAGAGGAAGAAAGAAGGAAGUAGGGAGAGUCAAAGGUAGGCUGGUCAAGUGGGAGACGUAAGGAGAGAGUACUGUCUCCUGUCCAAUCACAAGCACCAGCUACAAAAAGAGGAAAAAAAUGGGAUAGAGAAGGGAAAAAAGAGCAAGGAGACUGAUAACCAGCAGUGUUGCCUUUUCUGUUGCGUUUCUGUUGUAUUUUAUUUAUUAUUCUGUCUUAUUUAUGGAUCCCUUUAUAAUGAAGGUGUGCUUCAGAUUCA
Messenger RNA from Sebastes umbrosus (honeycomb rockfish), 2191 nucleotides. It is a transcript of the gene prkacab, whose product is annotated as protein kinase, cAMP-dependent, catalytic, alpha, genome duplicate b. Gene Ontology annotation, cellular component: nucleus; cAMP-dependent protein kinase complex. Bases 866 to 1921 code for a protein of 351 amino acids. The transcript has 11 exons. Lineage: Eukaryota; Metazoa; Chordata; Actinopteri; Perciformes; Sebastidae. Gene Ontology annotation, molecular function: protein kinase A regulatory subunit binding; ATP binding; cAMP-dependent protein kinase activity. Gene Ontology annotation, biological process: peptidyl-serine phosphorylation. The record is from RefSeq and is a predicted model, not a curated record.